CUAUCUGAAUGGCACCUGAACAACCAGUUUAUUGCUGUUGAAAACUAUUUGUGGAGAGACCAGAGGAGAGGUCCUUGUCCCAGCUGCAGGAAAAACCUUAUUUAAGGGACCAAGAAAGAAGACAAAGAGGAGAAGGUGAGAUGGUCCCAGGAGGCUCUCCUUUCAGCAUAUGUCGUUUUCUGAGGCUUCUCUGUGCUGAGUGCUUCUGUGUCCCAUCUGCUACCACACCCUGAAAUCAAACUCGGCAGCUUAGGUGCACCAGGCACUGUACAAACAUGUCAGACUUGCCUCCACCCCUUUUUCUACUCCCGCUUUUUCCUGCCGUCUUUCUCUCUCAAGUUUAUCGGCGUGUCAGCGGAUUCUGGUGGCAGAGCAUUCCCACCUCACCUCUGGGCACAGAGCAAUGAGGAGUCAGGGGGAUGGUUCUGAACGGGAAGAAAAACCAGGAGCUGGAUUCCUUUGCGAAGGAGUUUUCUUCAUCUUUGCUCCUACAGCCCAGCAACACUGUCCUCCAAUCGGCUUUGCUGCAUGACAGUGGGAGAGUUUGCCUCCAGACCCUUCUUGCUCCUCUCCCUUGGAAUUGUCCACCACCAGCAUUGUUGCAACAGGACUGCCAGACACUAGUGCUUUAAUGCAUUUGGGGACAGAGCACUGAAAAACAGAAGAGAAAUUUGUGGCGUCAUGUUCCGCAAGAAGAAGAAGAAACGCCCGGAGAUCUCGGCUCCGCAGAACUUUGAGCACCGUGUCCACACCUCGUUUGACCCAAAGGAGGGCAAAUUUGUGGGCCUGCCCCCCCAAUGGCAGAACAUUCUGGACACGCUGAGGCGCCCCAAGCCAGUGGUAGAUCCUUCGAGGAUCACGAGGAUGCAGCUCCAGCCCAUGAAGACCGUGGUACGAGGCAGCACUGUGGAAGUGGAAGGCUACAUCUCGGGGCUGCUCAACGACAUCCAGAAGCUCUCUGCCAUCAGCUCGAACACCCUGAGGGGCAGGAGCCCCACCAGCAGGAGGAGAGCCCAGUCCCUGGGGCUCCUCGGGGAUGAGAGACCCCCCGACAUGUAUCUCCAGAGUCCUGAAGCAGACUGGGCAGACAAGUAUGGGAACUACCUCAGCUGCAAUGGUGGCUCCAAGGUGGCCCGGAGGCAGACCAUGUGGCCGGACUACAAAGCCCGGCUGGAAGGCCAGUCCCAUCCCAACGGGAUGGUGACAAAAGCGCAGUCCCUGGGCCCGGCGGAGUUCCAGGAUGCCGACGGCAGCUGCCUCCAGCGCACCCCUGCGCUGCAGCACGUGCCGGCUGUGCCGGGGGACAGCGACGCCGGGCCGAGGAGCCCGGAGGAGGGCUGGGCCCAGCGAGCAGCCGGCUCCAGGCCCUCGGGGGAGGGCAGCCCCAGCUCCAAAUCCCGGGAGAACAGCCUCAAGAGGAGGCUGUUGCGCAGCGUUUUCCCCUCAUCCAGCGCCUCAAACAAGCCGGGCUCUUCCCUGCAGAUCAAGCCUAACGCUUUCUUCAGGCCCCAGCAGUGGGGCUCCCCGCGCAGCCCUGCAGCCAAAGCCCAGUCUCUCCCGCCAGAUCCGCCCGCCUCCGAUUUCCCCAGGGGGGUCUCAGAAGCCGAGACCCCCCAGAAGUCCCCGCCAGUGGAGAAGGCGGCGGCAGUGCCCCUGAGCCGGCCCUCGCCAGCCGGGUCCCCCCGCAGCCGGCACACCCAGACCAGCUCCAGCAACCUCCACCUGCCCCCCGACUCCGCUGGGAAGGGGCAGCCGGCCGGCGAGGACCCCGUGGUGGUGACCCACGAGCAGUUCAAAGCUGCCCUGAGGAUGGUCGUGGACCAGGGGGAUCCGCGGGCCAUGCUGGAGAACUACAUCAAGAUCGGGGAGGGCUCCACGGGCAUCGUGUGCAUCGCGCGGGAGAAGCACUCGGGGCGCCAGGUGGCCGUGAAAAUGAUGGACCUGAGGAAGCAGCAGCGCCGGGAGCUCCUCUUCAACGAGGUGGUGAUAAUGAGGGACUAUCAGCACGUCAAUGUCGUGGAGAUGUACAAGAGCUACCUCGUGGGAGAGGAGCUCUGGGUGCUGAUGGAGUUCCUGCAGGGGGGAGCCCUCACAGACAUCGUGUCUCAAAUCAGGCUGAACGAGGAGCAGAUUGCCACGGUGUGUGAGUCGGUGCUGCAGGCUCUGUCCUACCUCCAUGCCCAGGGGGUCAUUCACCGGGACAUCAAGAGUGACUCCAUCCUUCUCACGCUGGAUGGCAGGGUCAAACUCUCAGAUUUUGGCUUCUGUGCUCAGAUCAGUAAAGAUGUACCCAAGAGAAAGUCCCUGGUGGGUACUCCCUACUGGAUGGCUCCAGAAGUCAUUGCCAGGAUACCAUACACCACCGAGGUGGAUAUCUGGUCCCUGGGGAUCAUGGUGAUAGAGAUGGUGGAUGGAGAACCCCCCUACUUUAGUGAUUCUCCAGUCCAGGCAAUGAAGAGACUCCGAGACAGUCCUCCUCCCAAACUGAAGAACUUCCACAGGACCUCCCCAGUUCUGAGAGACUUCUUGGAAAGGAUGUUGACACGGGAUCCGUUGGAAAGAGCAACAGCACAAGAACUUCUGGAUCAUCCCUUUUUGCUCCAGACAGGACUUCCAGAGUGUUUGGUGCCCCUUAUCCAACAGUACAGGAAGCGCACCUCCACCUGCUGACUCUGCCUGAGGGGAAAUUGUGGGGAAAAAGGAAUGUUUAUAAAAAAAAGAAAUCUAAAAAAUGAAGAGCCCAGAUGGUUUCAUCCUGUGAAUGGUGCUUGAAAAUUGUCAGCGAUGGUUUUCGAGGAUGAGUGUGAAUCCUGUCCGUGCAUUUGCAGCCUUCUGGGGCUUCUCCUUUGCUGAAGACAAUCAAUACAGACUAGAUCCAGGUGAGACCAAGGAUAAAGCGGGUAUUCCAUGCCUUGGGAAUCACUGCUGCCGGAGGAUGGCGUUUGAAGCGGAGUCUGAAGUUGUGUAUCUGAAUGUCUGUGAGUUUCUGCACACCUUGGCUGCUGACCACUGAACUGGAAUGAUGUUUCCCAGUUAGAAAUGUGAUCUUUGCUUCCUUCAUUCUACACUGGAGUCCUGUGCUGACUCAUUUUGGGGCACUGACCCCUUUAAACUGUCAAACGAUGCACAAAGACUUGAAUUUUUUUCCUCUGAGACUUUUUCACAGACGAUUUUAAUUUCCUUGGGUUAAAUGUGGACCUGGAAACCUGCCCACACUUCCCUCGGGAGUGAUGUGAUAUGUAUAUAUUUGUUUCUAAGUGGCUCUCUUGCAUCAACAGGCUUCUCUUUUGCUGCGGAAUGUGUAUGGUUUAGUGGUCAAUCUUGAAUCCAUUUCAUGAUUUUAAGCUUCUGGAAACCCUUGAACACAGGCCUCCAAGGGAACUCUGUGAAGACCAGGUGCUCCCACCACCAGGUCCUUGUGGUUGACAAUUCACCACGUGCAAGACCUCUGGUGCUGGCUGGGGUGUGAGCAGCCUGCUCCUGGGGCUGCUUUCCCAGCUCCUUCUCCCAGGAGAGGCUGAGAAAUGCUGCCCUGAGGCAGUUGUUGGGUGGCAUUUUGGGGAUGCUGUAGGAGACAGAAUGGAAAAGUUUGAGCUGUGCUGCACAUCCCAGGAUUGAUCUCUGUGUUCGUGGGAGGUGUUUGUCCAACCUCCAUCUCCCUGUGGCUGCUGCAGGAUGUGGGGAGACAUCUCUGCUGUCUGGCUGUUGGUCUGCCCUUCCCCACCAGCCCUUGGCAUCUGAAAGGUUUCUGGUUGUCUAAACAGCUCUUUGAGUUCUUUUAACAUAGUUUUAGGUAUUUUGUGUGCUACACUCUCUGGUCAGUGAGAUCCUCGAGGUAAUUGGACUCUAGGUCAGGAUUAACAUUGUACAGUGACGGUGUGUGUUGUUGUGAGGUCUCAAGAAUAUGCUUUUGCAUGUGGAACUGGGAUUUUGUUUUGAAACUCCACAUGCAAAUGUACUGGAAUUUAAGUUAUUCUCGGGACAGUCCUUCUGUGCCAGAAACUAACCUCAGAAUUGCAUUUUCUUCAGAAGAUGUUCAUAAUCUCUGUCCUCUGCUAUUUGCUCCAGUUACAGAUCCUGCUUCAAAAUUGAAGCCACAGUUGAUUACUUGAAGUAAUUUGGGAUGGAAUUGAUCUGCACUGAUGCCAUCACAGGGUGGGCACCCAGUCUGUGGAGUGUGUAGGUUGGCUCUGUAUCUGUGGGGAGGGAACACCUGUGGAGGGUGGCUCACCCCCUUGUCUCAGACACCUGCUGAAGGAUGAAAUCACUCUCUCCCUCACCUGUGGCAGGUAGAGGGGUCACAGGGGGUUUGCCUAGACUGGAUGUCUAAGUUUGGGGCUGAUGGAGUUGAUUGAAAUUAAUUCAUUUAGCUCCUCCUUAGCUGCACUGGAAAAUUUUUGACUUAAAAUGUUUAUGUAUUUCAGAUAUAUUAUUUUUUUUUUAUGCAAAAGAGCAGGGCUUGGAAAAGAUUUAUAAUUUGAAACAAACACUCCUGCUGGUCUGUAGUUGUGAAUCCUUUGCACUUGUGUUUUAAAUUAAAGUAGAUCUUGAUUUAUUCAUAA
Molecule: messenger RNA, 4562 nt
Organism: Manacus vitellinus (golden-collared manakin)
Lineage: Eukaryota; Metazoa; Chordata; Aves; Passeriformes; Pipridae
Product: serine/threonine-protein kinase PAK 6
Exons: 12
Coding region: 682-2670 (662 amino acids)
Biological process (GO): intracellular signal transduction; regulation of MAPK cascade; protein phosphorylation
Cellular component (GO): cytoplasm
Molecular function (GO): protein serine/threonine kinase activity; ATP binding
Source: RefSeq, a predicted model, not a curated record